Molecule: messenger RNA, 1926 nt
Organism: Oenanthe melanoleuca
Lineage: Eukaryota; Metazoa; Chordata; Aves; Passeriformes; Muscicapidae
Gene: CDC42EP4
Product: CDC42 effector protein 4
Exons: 2
Coding region: 194-1114 (306 amino acids)
Source: RefSeq, a predicted model, not a curated record
GGGCCGAUGAUGUCAUCGCCGCGGGGGGGGCGCUCCGUUCCGGCGCGGCGCGGCCAUGGACCGGCGGCGGCGGCGGGGCCCGGGCGAGCAGGAGUGACCCACCCGUGACGCCGCUGGGAUCCCGGCUGUGGAGCCCAGGCUGUGAGCAGCAGCCCCAGGCCCCAGGACCAGCCUCCCCUGCUCUCCACCAGCCAUGCCCAUCCUCAAGCAGCUCGUGUCCAACUCUGCGCACUCCAAGCGCCGCUCGCGCGCCGACCUGACGGCCGAGAUGAUCAGCGCCCCGCUGGGCGAUUUCCGCCACACCAUGCACGUGGGGCGCGCCGGGGACGCCUUUGGGGACACCUCCUUCCUCACCAGCAAGGCCGGGGAGCCGGUACCGGAGGCGGGAGAGGAGCUGGGAGCCUCCAAGCCCGGCCUGCUGUCGCGCCGCUUCCGCAGCAGCAAGCGCUCGCAGUCGGUGACGCGCGGCGACCGGCGCGACAUGCUGGGCUCGCUGCGCGACUCGGCGCUCUUCGUCAAGAACGCCGUGUCCCUGCCCCAGCUCAACGAGAAGGACGUGGACAGGAGCGCGGGGCAGCUGCCCAAGAGCCUCUCCUCCAGCCCUGUGAAGAAGCUGCCCGAGGAGAUGAGCCCCGAAGAGCAGCAGCGCCCCAACGGGGCGGCCGCGGGGCCGCUGAGCCCCGGCUUGGACGAGCGCGACUUCGGGGACAUCACGGAGCUGCCCGUGCUGGUGGCCAAGGGCGGGGCGGGCUUGAAGCACGCCGAGUCCAUCAUGUCCUUCCACAUCGACCUGGGGCCCUCCAUGCUGGGGGACGUGCUGAGCAUCAUGGAUAAGGAGCAGUGGGAGCAGGACGAAGAUGCCGAGGCGGAGGAGAGCCGCGAGGAGGAGGAGGAGGAGGAGGAAGGCGAGCCUGCCCCGCCCGGCUCCCCGCUGGCGGCCGUGGUGGCCCGGCCGAGCCAGAGCCGCAGCCCCAGGGACAGCAGCCCUGUGUCCAGCUGCACUGAGGAGCGCAGCCCCGUCCCCAGGCCACCGAGCCAGCGGGGAGGGACCCCCAGGCGCCCCGACAAGGAGUUCUCGUUCGCUGACGAAGACGAUGACGAGAUCCGGGUAUAAGGGCGGGCGCCGCGCCGAGGGUCUGGGUGUCACUGCUUGGACACGGGGCUGAGCACCCAGUGGUGGCACUGGGGAAGACUGGACUCCUCUCCUGCCUCGUUCCCUCUCUGUGCUGCAGCAGGACAGCGCUCUGCCCCCGGGGCCGGGGGCUUCCUGAUGUUUGCAGCCCCCGAGAGCUCCAGCACUUCUGGGAGGGGGAACAGACUCAGUUUUGGUUCUUUCUGCUGGACUUUGGAUAUUAGCUCCUUUCCCCCUGCCCGUGUAAAGCGAUUUAGGAUCCAACAAGACGAGCCUUUGGAGUUUUAGCCUCUUUAGUAAUAUAUGUAUAUUUUCCGCCGUACAGUUUUUACUGUUUUCUGAUUUGUACUUACCUUUCUCUACUCUCUUUUGGUUUUAACUGAGGGAGGAUUUUCCCACGAGGAAGAACUUGGCUCUGGAGGUCAGAGGUGGCCUGGGACUAUGGGCAGCUCCAGGUUGCUGGGCUUUUUGGGGACUUUCUGCAGACCAAGAGACUCUCUGUGCCGUGGCAGGUGCUUGCUCCCCAUCCCUCGGAUGGAUGGAUGGAUGGAUGGAUGGAUGGAUGGAUGGAUGGUUCCAUCCCAGAUUCCUGACCCUCCAACCAGCCUGGGGGUCACAGGGAUGCUGAUGGAAAUGUGGGUCUGUCCCCUGUGGGAGGAGCACCAGGAAGCUGCUGGAACCAGGGAAUUCUGGUGUCCUGGUGGGGCUGGGCAGUGCUGGGAGCAGGCAGCUGGAACAGCAGGUUUUUUACUGUGUAUGUACAAAUGCAAGGAAUAAAAGGAAAUGGUAGUGAC